UAAAAAGGUAAGUGACCAUCCACUAUGUUACAGCAAGUGCUUAUAGAACUAGGCUUCGGCCGCAUCGCCAGUGGACGCAUCUUUAUAAAUGCUAUAAGCACCGGCUAUCCCAAAUGAGCGAAAGCUGUCAUGCGGAAUAUUGCUUCGAGUGCGACCUAUGGAUUCAAGGUGUCCAGGAAUGGUCUCAUCACUGUCAGCGUCAUCUGGAUAAGCCGGAGGACCUGCUUCGGUGCGAUCUAAUAAUUUUUCGAAAUGCUCCAGCAAAAGCUGCGUACUGCCCUUUCUGCCUCGGCGAUAAUUUUUUGAAACCACCGAAAAGGAUGGCGCAGUUCUUGGAUCGACCAGCGUGGUUUUCGCACGUGGGAUCGCAUCUCUCUCCCAAAGCACUGGACGGUAAAUUUCAUUGCCGCCAUCCCGCUUGUGCUCUGGAACUGGGCAGUCUGCCCGAGUUAGAGUAUCAUCUGAAAGAUGUUCACUGCUACACCGCACCACGUGGCAAGAAGAGGGAUUGGGAAAAUGUCUCUGAAGGAUAAUCAUUAUAUCUUUGUUCUAUAAUGGGUGGCUCUAUGUUCAGUGUUCGCGGAAGUAAAACAAUGUAGUGCCAAUCG
This is a messenger RNA of Aspergillus alliaceus, 608 nucleotides long. RefSeq lists its product as uncharacterized. Lineage: Eukaryota; Fungi; Ascomycota; Eurotiomycetes; Eurotiales; Aspergillaceae. The transcript has a single exon. The record is from RefSeq and is a predicted model, not a curated record. The coding region runs from base 114 to 533 and encodes 139 amino acids.